AUGCCGUCCAUGUUAGCUCUACAGCCUCAGGUCAACCGCCGAAGGACCAUCUCGCAUGAGCAUAGUUCUGCGGGCCGGCCGGCUCAACAGCAGCAAAAAUCACCGUCCUCCUGGGCAAAAGUAGUCCCUCAGGCUCGCAAGUUAUCCCUCCGCUUACGUCGGCAUCGCCCAUCAACCGCGGGAUCAUCGUCGCAACGCGCAGGCAUGGAGCAACCGAACUCCAUGGCCACUGCUGACGAGAUUAUCAACAUUCUAUACCAUCCCCCUGCUGCGAAUAGCGCAAGCGCCGACCUGCGUCAUCGCGGAGAACUCUCGCGUCCGCCACCUCCGACAGAUCAAGAACAGUCGCAACGUUCCCGCGCACGUCCCUCCGCCAUGGACCCAGCCUCGCGACGACUCGGUGAUUGGGACGAGUUGCUGCGAAUUGCCCAAGAGCGCACGCCGAAUGCACCGCCCCAGCGCGAGUCUGCACAUCGCGCUCAGGCGAAUGUAGUGGUUCCGUCGAACGUCGUGUUGGCGGAUGUACCAGGGACCGCUACCACUCAACCGCGCCGUCGUCGGCACAGGCAUCGUGGCGUCAACCGUGACCCGCGUGCAAGUGCUGGUGUUGACGCUCCUCCAGCGUACGCCUUGAUGGAUAAGCCGCCGUCGUAUCGGCACACUGCGGAGGAGGUCGUCCCAUGGAUGCAGCGUGGUGAAAGCUUGACCGGUGCGCUUGCGCUAGAGGGUCAGCGUAACGCCCGCACGACGUGA
Peniophora sp. CBMAI 1063 is the source of this 753-nucleotide messenger RNA. The record is from the annotation of a GenBank genome assembly. Lineage: Eukaryota; Fungi; Basidiomycota; Agaricomycetes; Russulales; Peniophoraceae.